AUGUCCAAGGCGCCCAAGGCCAAGAAGGCCGCACUCCACUACCAGCCCUACCAGGCCCUCGGUACUGGCGAGGGUGAGGAGCCGUCCAUGGACCUCGGGAUGAGCGACCCUCCUCUUCAUCUGGACCCAGUGCUCUCAGGUCUGUCGUCCAACAUGAGCCGCAAUUUGUGGGACGACUGGAACGAGAACGACGCCAACUUUGGAAUGAAGUUUGACGUAUUCACAGACGAAGUGAGUACAGCCAGCACCGCCAGCUCCACGGCUAGUCCAAACCCGAGUAUGCACGUGUCCAGUCUCAACGCCAACUCAGGCUACGAGCAGCAGCAGAACGCCUCGCCCAAUACGAUGAAUACGCACCACACACUCAUGCAAGACGACCCGCAGAAACCUCGAGCGAGCGUCCAGCGAUCGCUCAGUGAGGAUAUCGUCAACAUGUUGGAUGACAGCAACGACGGGGCAUUCUCCAAGCAGUUGGACGGAGAUCAACGAGGACACACAGUGAUGCAGAACAUGAUGUUUAACGCUGCAGCUCCAGGCCAGAGCACGAUGGGCUUCCAGCAUCAGCCACAGCAGCAGCAGAUGCAUCCGAACCACAUGCAGCAGUUCCAACAGCAGCAGCAGCAGAUACAGAUGCAGCAAUACCAGCAGCAAUACCAGCAACAGCAGCAAUUCCAGCAAGCUGCACCCAACUGGAUGAACAACUUCGGUGGUGGUAACCAGACGACUGCACCCACAAACGCGCCGGCUUCUGAUAAACCCAGCAACCCAUCAGCUCACCGUCGUCUGUCCAAUCCUUCAAACCCUUCAGCGCUGGAACUUGCCGUGGCUGACGGUGCUGCGUCACUUAUGGCUAAAUGCCCAGAUUCUCGACCACCAGCUUCGUCCAAUUCACCGCCAUCCCCUCAACACACUACAGACAAUGUCAAGGAGAAACCUGUCGCUUCAGCCACACAAGCCAGCGCCACUAGCGGAGACGGCGCCAACAAGACGGAGACAGCUCCAAACAACAGUAUCGAUACUAAUAUGAACGAUCCGUCGCAACAAGCCAAUGGAUUCGGUCCACAAGGGGUGAUGAUGAAUCCUUUCCUAAUGUACUCGAUGAUGGGCCCUCAAGCGAUGAAUAUGAUGGGGAUGCAGAUGCAGAUGCCCAUGAUGAACGGGGCCAGUGGGAUGAACGCGCUGAAUGGAGCGCAUGCAGCGAACGGGAUGAAUGGGAUGCCCCUCCCGAUGCAGAUGCAGUUGCAGCUCCAGCUCCAGAUGCAGAUGGCUCAGAUGGCUCAGAUGAACGGCAUGGGGCUGAAUGGGAUGCAAGUGCCCAUGGGUCUGCCCGGUAUGCCCGGUAUGCCCAUGGGGAUGAACAUGCAGAUGCCUAUGAAUAUGAAUAUGCAGCAGCAGCAGCAGGUUAACCCUCAGAGUGGACAGACAAGUGACGUGGAGAUGACGCCAGCCUUUUCCAUGGGGAUGCCUUCCACUGGACUGAAACCCACUCGACCAUUGCAGCCCAAGGGCGUAGUAGUAGGCGGCCCAGGCUUUGUGAAUAUCGCGAGGAAACCGGAGAAGCCAGAGGUGAGUAGUAUUCUCAAGUCGCUUAUGGACGAGGAAGCCAAGAAAAAAGAGAAAAAGCUCGAACGCAAUCGAGAUUCAGCGCGAGAAAGUCGCAGGAAGCAGCAGACGUACGUGGAAACGUUGGAAAACGGCAUCAAGCGUCUGCAAAUCAAUCGCGACCUCGUUCGCUCGUACCGAUGGGGUGUCAGUGGUCCUGGCUUUGGUCCUCUACCGUGCCCGAACUCGCCGCAAAUGUUCGACUGGAAGAAUCGCGUUGAAGUGGUCACAGGUCGUACCGAGGCCUUUGCGAGUAUUCAGAACCCCGCGAACUUCCAGUCGCUCAUGCGUCUCAACCGACAGCGUCGAACGCUUGCAAUGCCCCACGGAGAGCGGGAGCGCGCCGUGUGGAAGUGCUUCGUGUUUGUGGGACGCCAACUCGCAGCCAUGCGCACACGAGUGUUACAAGUGCAAAUGUUGCGUACUUUUUCCGACAAUCCUUUAGCGAUGGAGUUGGACGCGCUGCUUAGUCUCACAGCCGACCAGAAGCUGCAGCUGCAGUGCCAUGCUCAGCAAAUGUUCAAUGGGGAAGUAGUGGAGCUGACGAAGCUGUUCAAGAUCUUCUUUGCGCUGCGCAACGAAGCUCUUCAACUCAACAUCUUGUCGCCAACUCUGGAGCGGUAUUUCCGCGAGGCCUGCUCGUUCGACCAGCUGCAGAAGCUGCUGCAGUGGACAGAGAAUCAUCGCACCGUCAUCGAGACGGAUCUUUCCCUAGAUGAGGUUUAG
Messenger RNA from Phytophthora infestans T30-4, 2328 nucleotides. RefSeq lists its product as uncharacterized. The record is from RefSeq and is a predicted model, not a curated record. The transcript is spliced from 3 exons. Gene Ontology annotation, molecular function: DNA-binding transcription factor activity. The coding region runs from base 1 to 2328 and encodes 775 amino acids. Gene Ontology annotation, biological process: regulation of DNA-templated transcription. Lineage: Eukaryota; Oomycota; Peronosporomycetes; Peronosporales; Peronosporaceae.